Molecule: messenger RNA, 1894 nt
Organism: Gadus macrocephalus (Pacific cod)
Lineage: Eukaryota; Metazoa; Chordata; Actinopteri; Gadiformes; Gadidae
Gene: m1ap
Product: meiosis 1 associated protein
Exons: 2
Coding region: 736-1242 (168 amino acids)
Biological process (GO): spermatogenesis; male meiosis chromosome separation; meiosis I
Source: RefSeq, a predicted model, not a curated record
UCUCUUUCACAAGACCCGACCCGAGUACACACUGUGAUACGUUUAGUUUGUUGAGUUGCCACAUAAGAGGUUGUUUUGCAACUUUGCCACUGCCCUACCCACCUCUGAAGUUAUUUUAACAGAAGUUAAACCUAAUGCAAUAUUAAUCAGAAUAACGUUCUCUCUUGUGACUCACACAAGUUACCACAUAAAUCUCAGCUAUGCGUUCUAUUUAUGCUGUGCUGUUGCAGUUUGUUAAUGACUGUUGGGGGAUACACAUUAUCAUAUGGGACCCAUAGGUUGAAGUAUUGUUCUCAUUUUGCUGUGGUUUGCAUUGUUAUUGUGUGUUUUCCGUCUUGAGUUCUCAGUGGACGCGAUGUGUUCUGUGGAAAUGUUGCCAUGAUUGCUUUUCCCUGAACGUAACCCCCUCUUCAGAGUAUUUAGAGUUCAGUCUGCUAUUUAUCUUGCUUUGCGAAGGCAUUGAGGAGUAGGAAACUGAACAUUCAAGUAAAGGAUUCCUUGUUAUAAAAUAUAUAAUAUAAUGUUGCCAUAAUGUGCAUCGCAACAUGUUUAUUGCAUGAUAGAUUCUACUAAUAAUCUGCAAAGCGCAUAUUGAAAAUUGCAAUUUUAAAGGACUUGAUUUCAAAUGUUUACGUUUUAAUUAUUACCAAGAAAAAGUAACCCGUUAUUUCCCCAUGUCCUUGUGCCCUAAUAUAUUCCUCUUUGACUAGUCCUGUCGUUUUGACCGGCACCUCCAUGGACGCCAGGAAGAACCGAACCCCCGCGCUCCCCGACCCCAGCGGCUGGCCCUCCCUGUUCCUACGGCAACCGCCCCGGGUCCUGAUCGUGGAGGCGCUGCCGCCCUGGUGGUCCCAGACGGGCCCGGUGCUCUGCGAGGCCCUGGACAACUUCCUGUCCCUGGCCUGCAGCGUGGCGGGCCCCUGCCGGGUCCCCCUGCUCUCGCUGUACGCCGUCAGCAGGCAACAGGAGUGUCUGCUGCCCUUUGUGCACCUGAGCGGUAACCUGCCCAGGCUGCGCAGCUGCGUGGAGGAGCUUCGGUCCCUGCCUGGGGAGGGCUGCGUGAGGGCCCCACCUCGAGGUGCCUGUGGAGGUGGAGGAGGAAGAGGAGGAGGAGGAGGAGGAGGAGAGCUCCUCAGGCAGGCCGUGCUGGACUGCCUGCAGCAGUACAACCAGUACACCAGACACAUGUCUGCCGGCAGCGGCACCAGCAACAACACCUCUCUGGAGGUACGGUGGGGCUGACCGGUACUCAGAGUGGUUCAUCAACCAAGGAGCAGUCGCCCUGUGACCCAGUGUCGUCUAUGAUCGAACCUAAACCAGGCUGGAACACCAUUGUUAUUGUUCUGUACUAUUCUAUUCCAUGACAAGAGGAGUGUGGGGAUGUUCAUUUUGACGUUCAUUGUCAUGUUCAUUGUCAUGUUCAUUGCCAUGUCUACACACAUGAAGGCAUGCAGGCCUUGGCCUGGUCGGUUCAAGCCUUGUCAUAAUAAAUUAAGUUGGAUCUAUUUUAGCGAUGAGCCCCCCCAAUUAGCGGCUGUAAAUUACACACUGGUGUUACGACAAGCCCUGCGUUGGGAGUUGUGACACUUUCAUUAGGACUAGAGCUGCAUUUAGCCUUUAGCUUGUUGGAAUUCACAUUGGACUGUGUCACGGUAAUAAUCGUGGUAAUAAUCACAGUGAUAAUCACAGUGAUAAUCGCAGUGAUAAUUUAGCCAUAAUAUAAAAAACAGCAUGAGCGCUGUGAUGUUGAUGAGAUUUUUUUACAGAUAAAUCUUUGUAGUUAUACUGCAGUGGCUUAUCUUUUUUAGUCCUCCUCGCCUUGUGAAAGAUGAGCAAAGAUAAAGGUGGAGAUGCCGGGGAUUGAACCCGGGGCCUCAUACAUGCGAAGCAUGCG